AUGCCAGCUUCCGAUAGACUAGGUCAAACCUCGGACAUCUUGUCGCAAUCCAUCAAAAGUGUGGACCACCCUUUCAAAGUGACCGUCAUCGGGUCCGGUAACUGGGGUACCACGAUCUCUAAAGUGGUGGCCGAAAACGCCGCCUUACGUCCGCAAUUGUUUGUCAAGCGUGUGGACAUGUGGGUGUUCGAAGAGCAGAUCGACGGCCAGAAGCUUACCGACAUCAUCAACACCAAACACGAAAACGUCAAGUAUCUGCCCAACAUCGAGCUGCCCGAAAACCUGGUGGCCAACCCAGAUUUGGUGGACGCCGUCAAGGACGCGGACAUCCUGGUGUUCAACAUCCCCCACCAGUUUUUGCCCCGCAUCGCGGUGCAGCUAGAGGGUAAGAUCAAGCCCACCGCCCGUGCCAUCUCGUGUCUAAAGGGUUUCGACGUGUCCAAAGACGGUGUGCGUCUGCUCUCCACUUACAUUGAAGAAAAACUCGGAAUCACGUGCGGUGCCCUUUCCGGUGCCAACUUGGCCCCAGAAGUGGCCAAGGAAAACUGGUCCGAGACCACCGUGGCUUACGAGCUACCAAAGGACUUCAAGGGCGAGGGCAAAGACGUGGACCACGGCGUCCUCAAGGCCCUGUUCCACAGACCUUACUUCCACGUCAACGUGAUCGACGAUGUUGCCGGUAUCUCGGUUGCCGGUGCCUUGAAGAACGUUGUCGCCCUUGGUUGCGGUUUCGUCGAGGGUCUCGGCUGGGGUAACAACGCCUCUGCCGCCAUCCAGAGAGUCGGUCUAGGUGAGAUCAUCAAGUUUGGCCAGAUGUUCUUCCCACACUCGCGUGUUCAGACCUACUACCAAGAAUCUGCCGGUGUGGCCGACUUGAUCACCACCUGUUCCGGUGGUAGAAACGUCAGAGUGGCCACCGCCAUGGCCAAGACCGGAAAGUCCGCCGAAGAGUGUGAAAAAGAGUUGUUGAACGGCCAAUCCGCUCAAGGUAUCCACACCUGUAAAGAGGUGCACGAAUGGUUGGCUGCCUCCGGCAAGACCGAAGACUUCGUGCUAUUUGAAGCCGUCUACCAGAUUGUCUACGAAGGUGCCUCGAUGGAGACUUUGCCAGACAUGAUUGAGGACUUGCAAGGUGUAAACCUCAAGGACGAGAAGAAGGACGAGUAA
Molecule: messenger RNA, 1167 nt
Organism: Lachancea lanzarotensis
Lineage: Eukaryota; Fungi; Ascomycota; Saccharomycetes; Saccharomycetales; Saccharomycetaceae
Gene: GPD1
Product: LALA0S12e00958g1_1
Exons: 1
Coding region: 1-1167 (388 amino acids)
Biological process (GO): carbohydrate metabolic process; glycerol-3-phosphate catabolic process
Cellular component (GO): nucleus; glycerol-3-phosphate dehydrogenase (FAD) complex; cytosol
Molecular function (GO): glycerol-3-phosphate dehydrogenase [NAD(P)+] activity; NAD binding; protein homodimerization activity
Source: RefSeq, a predicted model, not a curated record